Saimiri boliviensis boliviensis (Bolivian squirrel monkey) is the source of this 1611-nucleotide messenger RNA. It is a transcript of the gene FAM185A, whose product is annotated as family with sequence similarity 185 member A. Lineage: Eukaryota; Metazoa; Chordata; Mammalia; Primates; Cebidae. The record is from RefSeq and is a predicted model, not a curated record.
GGCGGGGGUAGGCAAGAAGUCCAGGUCAGAGUGUAGAGCUUUCAAAUUCCAACUUGGCCCUGAAGAUUGAGCGGCGGAUCUUUAAAUCGCCUCCAGCAAGCGAGCUAGUGCUUGCUUCAUUAAACCCUGACAGACGUCUUCUGUUUCACUGGAGACAUCACAGCGGCCAAGUCGAUUGGCCGUGGCAAGUGACCCUCCCUGUGGUUGAAGUGUUCUGAGGACGGGCGAGAGGGGCGCGCCAUGCUCGCCUCCUGCUCAGGCUGGGAGCUUGGCUGCCUCAGUCUCCGUCAGCUCCGACUGUGGGCUGGCGCUGGGCGCUGGGCUUGCCGGGCUUGCCAAGCCAGGCCGUACGUCUCAGGUGGGGGCGAGCACUGGCCAGGAUCGGAGGCUGAGGUCCCUCCGCCUGGCCUGCCGCGCCGGACUCUGAAGGAGUGGACGCUGCAGGUGAGCCCAUUUGGUCGGCUGCGGGCGCGGCUUCCGUGCCACCUGGCCGUGAGGCCCCUGGACCCCCUCACCUACCCGGAUGGCGACCGCGUGCUGGUCGCGGUGUGCGGCCUGGAGGACGGUGCGCGGCGGGUCCUGGAUAACCUGCUGGUGAAGUACGACGAGACUCUGGAGGAGAUGGCCAUCGUGUCUGAUAGUAUCGACCCCCAGACGUCCGUGGAGGUGAACGCGCCCCUGAAGUUUGGUUUGGAUAUCAAGUCAUCUGGGUCUGGCUGUGUAAAAGUUCAAAGUAUCGAGUGUGAUAAUUGUAAAAUUGAAACUGAGCAGGGGACCAGCGUCCUGCAGUCUGUUAAGAGUCAACAAUUGCAUGUUCAAACAAAAGGAGGCAAAGUGAUCUGUCUGGGAACAGUUUAUGGAAAUAUAGAUAUUCAGGCAUCAGAUAAAAGUGCUGUGACCAUAGAUAAACUGCAGGGAAGUUCUGUUACUAUAUCUACCGAAGAUGGUUUGCUGAAAGCCAAGUACCUUUAUACAGAAUCAUCAUUUCUGUCUUCUGCUGCUGGGGAUAUUACAUUAGGAAGUGUUCAUGGUAAUAUAACAUUACAAAGCCAGAUGGGUAACAUCACAGUAGAUUCAUCUUCUGGAUGUCUAAAAGCCUCAACUCAUCAGGGUGCCAUAGAUGUUUAUGUCAGCCAACUGGGGAAAGUGGAAUUGAAAUCCCAUAAAGGGUCUAUUAUUGUCAAGGUCCCAUCUUCUCUUCAAGCUCAUUUACAGUUAUCAGGGAAAGAGGUUGACGUGAACUCAGAAGUCCAUGUUCAGGAAAUGGCUGAAGCACAUAAAGAUGAUGUUGUAACAGUGACUGGACUCAUGAAUCAAGCAAGCAAACAUGAAAAAUGGAUUAAGGCUGAUGCUCCAAAAGGGACUAUAAGUUUUAGAAGGCAAAGCUGGUUUCAGUCCCUGAAACUGCAGGACUAAGACUGAUUUGAGGUUGUAGUUAUGAUUUUUAACAAUGAUUUGCAUAUCUGUGACUACAAAAAUGUAAAUACCACUGUUCAUAUACAUGUUGAAAAGAACAAAUUGAGAAUGAAUACUGGUGAACUGUUUUGGUAGGCUUUUGCAAAAUUUGUACUUGGCCGGGCGCAGUGGCUCACGCCUGUAAUCCUAGCACUU